Molecule: messenger RNA, 3099 nt
Organism: Cynoglossus semilaevis (tongue sole)
Lineage: Eukaryota; Metazoa; Chordata; Actinopteri; Pleuronectiformes; Cynoglossidae
Gene: dazl
Product: deleted in azoospermia-like
Exons: 10
Coding region: 131-772 (213 amino acids)
Biological process (GO): positive regulation of translational initiation; 3'-UTR-mediated mRNA stabilization
Cellular component (GO): cytoplasm
Molecular function (GO): translation activator activity; mRNA 3'-UTR binding
Source: RefSeq, a predicted model, not a curated record
CAUUGAUGAUGUGUGUGGGCGUGGUCGACGUCCAAGCAGGUGGCUCCAACUGUUGGUAGGCGGAAAGAGAGAUCCGUUGAUUGUGCGUUGACUUGUGUCUUCUAAUUUAUUCAUUUUAGACAUUUUAAACAUGGAAAUCAACAAGCCCAGGGUUGUGAACCACAGUCCACCAUACGAGAAGUUGUCCAAUGGAUACACACUACCUGUGGGAAAACUUACUCCCAAUGCAAUCUUUGUUGGAGGAAUGGACCCGAAGGUGGAGGAGAAUGAAAUACGGGACAUUUUUGCCAGAUACGGUGAUGUCAAGGAAGUUCGAAUUAUGACAUACCGUGGAGGAAUCUGCAAAGGGUAUGGCUUUGUGUACUUUGGAGAAGAUGUCAACAUCCAGCCAAUCAUUGAGCAACACGUAAUGUGCAAUGGCAGAAAACUGAAGCUGGGACCUGCAAUCAUGAAAGACAGGACCUCGCGUAUGUAUACCAGUAAACCAAUGCGCUCCACCCAGUACUUCUACUGUACAUACUGUGCACCCGUAGGUGGCGGCAUGGCACCGCCUUCUCCCAUCGUUAAUGCAGGCAGCCCCUACACUCAGACGUACCCUUUCUCCAAUUUUGGAGGUGUGAUGAUGCCACAAGUGCCAGUGAACUAUGCACAGAAUGUCUAUGCCUAUCAGGUACAGUAUACUCCAACUCAAUGGACAGCUGAUGGGACAUCGCACCCUCUUGAUCAGAACUUUGUGGACUGUGGAGUUCAGACCGUGUUACCUGUGCUGUAGCCUAUUACCAUGGUGCCUUCUGCCAGAUGCUGACAACAUCAUCUAAGGCAAACAGGACAGGACAGACAUCUUGAUGCUCCACCAGUACACCCUCACUGUCUGAGACCCAUUUUAACACUAAACUGCUGGAAAGCUUUACUCUAACUGUAUGAGUUUGAGCACAGUCACUUUGGCUGCACUCUCUAAGGCUGACCUGUGGUUGAACGGCUUUUACCCACAUGGAUCACAGACUGCACCGGAACGAGCGAAGCACACUCAUUGUCACCAUUUUGUUUUUUUUUUCUUGUUAUUGACAUGCAACACUGAAAAAAUUGACUUAAAAUCACCUUUUGUGUCUUUAUAAUUCAUAUUUGAUUUAUUUUGGGGUUAUUUGUGUUUGUUUGUUCUAUAACUUGUCAGGCUCUCUGUAUGUGAACACUACUGUAUUUCGUUGAAUGUUAUUAGCGAUGAUAACAGUCUGGUUGUUGCAGCACUAAAGUAUGUUUCUUGAUAUCAGCUAAGCCUCCCUAAAAAAAUGUAUUUCAUUCCUCAAUGUAACUUCCAUAACUGGUCUUUAUUUUAAGAAAAGUCGUGUUAAUUCUGGACGUUUUCAAUUCACUUAGUGCAGCCAUUAAUUGUGCCUGGACAAUUUAAUUUUAAAUUGUAUUAAUUUUUUUUUCUAAUUUAUGUCUGGGCUUCACAGUAAACAAUCACGGUGUUAAUUUUACUUCCCAUCAAAUUUUAUACAUCUGUUCUGAAUCCAUAUUAAAAACUGAAUGAAGUACGGCGAUGUGCAACAUCAGUUCUGGGUAGUGGCUCACGGUACACGGUUCACUUUGGGUAGAAAGAGAAAAAGAUUUGUUCUCGGGUUGUCAUUUUCUGACAUCACGUGUAUAGUUUUUUGUAUUCAUUCUAUCUUGUUUACUUUUAAAAGCAGUGUUGAAUUAAUUUUUUUUUUGCCACUUGAGUGUGUGUGUUUGACUAUUUUUCUUGUAUACAAGUUUGCCUCAGAAACUGUUUCUGUGCUGAUGGAACUGAUUGUAUUCGAAGUUGCUUUGUUCAGAGAGUCUGGUUACUACACUGGUUUAGUUCCCUGUUAACUUUUGUGUUUUUGAAAGUUUGAGCGUUAUUGUUUGAAAACAUAAAUAAAUAAAAGUUGUCAUUUCAGUCUGUGGAGCUUGUGGGUUUUCUCAACAUUUGCCCUGAGGUUGCCACAGCCAAUCAUCUGCCUCCCACUGGCACCGACCUUUUUCACCACUACAUCUGUGACAGUCUCUUCUGCCUAGCAACUCUAAAUACUGCUCUCCGUUUCACCUCGGAUCAGGUUGAAACCGUCUUAGUGUUGCAUCACUGAUCUCGUCUCCAAACUGAUCAACAUUUCCUUUCAGUCUGCUUCAAGAUCUCGGCAUCCAAACUUGGUUUUUAGAUAUAUUUAUCCCAUUAAACCUUUAUUUUAUGCAUGAACUUGACAGUCGAUAAGGUUGGACGCUCGGGAUUUCCAGACUGUUGCAGCCCCUACAAGCCUGUCGCACGGCUGCUGGUUUUCAGUCAACCUGGUUUUGCCUGUCUGCCCUGGCAACAAGCCCAUCAUCAUCAUCAUCAUCUUGUUCACAGAGCAUUUUGUUUUUGUCACAGUCUGGUGGAGUGACUGCAGUCCCCGGGGUCCCCUGUCCGGCCUAUGACCACCCAGCCCCCGGUCAGAGCUUUCUGAAUUAUAGAUAAAUCUGGACGGGUGCUUAUAAAAUAUGGAUUUUCUAAAGGAGAGCCCUAAGUAAAAAGGUAAAAAAAUGAUGGACAUUAGCGACCUCAAAUGCAAAAUAUCAAAUUCUCCGGGUUACAUUUUCUGUCAUUACAUGGUUGCAGCAUUAAAGUCUCAUACAGGUAGACAUACACAACAAAUUCAAUGUAUGGACGCAUUUAAAGUUGAAGCGAUUUGUAAAAUAAAAUAGUAAUCCCACAUCCUACUGGCCAAUAGGCUACAAGCCAAUUUUCCCCUUACUUUAUUUUUGAAAUAUGAGUUAAAACAGAAGGCGUUGUAAUCACUGCUGCGGACCUCAAGGGAGGAAAGAAAACCUGGACUUGUAUGAUUUAUUAGUUUUGUUCCCUGUUCCGGCAGUCUGAGAGAAAAACACAUCUGACCUGGUUAAGGAUUUCAACUGACCCUUGAGCCAGGCCUGGGACAGACUUAUUAAACCUGGGUUGACCUUGACAGUCAUACUUGAGAGUUAGUUUAGUGAGUAUUUUAGAAACAUUUUGCCACUGAAUCUGAAUGUGUGACCAUUUGCAUGGAACUUGGGACUUGGUGUUUACUUAUGCUGUAGGAUCGGAAAGCCAAAAAAAAUAAAAAA